Messenger RNA from Neoarthrinium moseri, 828 nucleotides. RefSeq lists its product as uncharacterized. Gene Ontology annotation, cellular component: plasma membrane; endoplasmic reticulum membrane. The record is from RefSeq and is a predicted model, not a curated record. The transcript is spliced from 7 exons. NCBI's taxonomy places the organism in Eukaryota, Fungi, Ascomycota, Sordariomycetes, Amphisphaeriales, Apiosporaceae. Gene Ontology annotation, biological process: endoplasmic reticulum membrane organization. Gene Ontology annotation, molecular function: FFAT motif binding. Bases 1 to 828 code for a protein of 275 amino acids.
AUGUCUGUCGAGAUCGAUCCCCAGGAGCUCGGCUUCCACCGUCCCUUCACCGUUGAGGUCUCCGAGGUCUUGAAGAUUAGGAACCCCAAUUCCUCUCCCGUGGCCUUCAAGGUCAAAACCACCGCACCCAAGCAGUACUGUGUGCGCCCGAACUCGGGGCGCAUCGAGCCCGGCAAGGAGGUGGAGGUUCAAGUCAUCCUCCAGGCCAUGAAGCAAGAACCGCCGCUCGACACAAAGUGCCGUGACAAGUUCCUCGUCCAGUCGGUGCCCAUCUCGGGCGACAAGGAGUUCAGCAACUUGGCUUCCAUUUGGGAUGGCAUUGAUAAGUCCCAGAUCCAGGAGAAGAAGAUCCGAGUCGUUUUCCUGUCUUCUGGCGGCGCUGCCAGCAACCAAGCCGAUGUGUUGGCCACCCCGAACAAGUCUACGCUCGCAAAUGGCCACGAGGGUACCCCUGACGUCGCACCACCCGCAUACCAGUCGCCUUCCGACUACGUCAAGUCCUCCCCCAAGGACGAGCCUACGAGCGAUGCCGACAACUCGCCUUCUACGUCUGCACUGGGCGGUGUCGCAGCCACUGUAUCCACAAAGGCCUCCGAGACGUACGAGGAGCUGAAGGCACAACUCUCACAGGCUCAGCAGACGAUCGUGCAGCUGAAGAACGACCAGGGCGGCUUGAGGCAGCGGAAGCCGGCCGAGGACAAGUCCUCGUCGGCGCAGUCCGGUGCACCGCUCGCCCAGCAAGUGCGCCAAGGGACCGAGGGCGUGCCGGUCAAGAUCACGGCCGUCCUGUGCCUGGUGAGCUUCUUGCUGGCCUACCUUUUCUUCUAG